UUCGAUAAUUUUUUCAUGAUCCACAAUGUAAAUUUAUACGAUACAUUGUUGUACUUUUAAAGUUCGAGAAAUAUUAAAGAUAACGUGAAUAGAAUUUCAGUGUGCUAUAAAUCUGUGUCUAUAUUUUUUACGUGUUUAUAUUUUUUUCACGUAGAAUUUAGCCAAGUGUCAAAGUAGCUAAGGUAAGUUAUAUUUUUAUAUUCGCACGGCUCAAUGUUUAAAAUGCGUAUCGCGUUUUAAAAUUUUCAAAUUACAUAUCGUAAACUGAGAAAUUAAAGAUAGUGACGCGUGAUUGAUCGAUGCAUCGACAAUUUCUUAUCGAUUUGGUCAAUAGAAUAAAUUUGUUAACGAAGAGUGACAAGUGCAAACAACAUGUCAAUAAAUGACGACCUUUUUUUGUUUUUCGUAACGUUUCAACUAAGAAAAUUUACAUAUUAAUGGAUGUUCGUCUAAGAAAAUCAGUGCAAAUAAGGAAAGACCUGUCUGGAAGGAUAUUAUUCACGAUACGAUGGAUAAUUAGGGCGAGAAGCAGGAAUUUCUCUUGACAAUCUAGAUCAUCUCUAAGGGGUGAAACGAUAAUAGAUACAUCGAUUCAUUUUGUAAAAUCAACAGCUAUGUGCCUUCCUCCCCCUUCCUUCUCUUGCCCUUUCUUCAUAUCCCUAUAAAAUAAACCGCACUUGGCUUCAAUGGCACAUUCAACGUCUUUCCGUCUUCGCGUUAUCAUAUUUUCUUGCUCAUUGUUAUUUAAUUCUACGCGACUAGAAACACUUGGAUCCGAAUAUCUUCUUAGGAUCUACGGAACGCGAAAUGUUUGCUAUACAAACAAUCCGCAUAGCUGUACUGCUUGCCAUUGUUUUUCUGUUUGAUAAAUGUUCCGGUUAUCCAUCGAUAAAAUAUACACAAAAACAAGGAAUAACAUCUUGCAAUGGAUGUGGUGAUUCUUGCCACAAAUGCAAAUACGGUAUUGCGAUAUCGAGCGUUUGUGGCAUUGAGCAAUGCGCAAAGGGGCCCGAUGAAUUGUGCGGAGGACCGCAAAAUUUUCUUGGUAUUUGUGCCGAAGGUAUGCAAUGCAACUGUAAUAAAUGCAUCGGUUGCAGCGCAGAGAAAUUUGAAUGUUCCAAGACACCAAAUCCUUGUUUGCCUCACAGAAGCUCGGAAUUCCGCGAUGUCAAUAAAUUUAGAAAAUGGUCUUCUAUCGCGAUCAAUUGAAAUCGAUUUAUAAAUUUGACAGAUCGUAUCGUAAUCGAAGGAGGAUUAAACGACAGUUUUAUUUCGCCAUUAUUCUUAAAUUAUACGUAUAUAGAUUGAUCGAAUAUUGUAACGAUAAUCAUAAUGCACUAUCGAGCAAUGCUCAAUCUCCGACUAUCCAACUUAAUUGUAAUAAUAAUUUAAAAUGAAUCUACCGAAAAAUUAUUGGCAUUUGUACUUAAGUAUUUAUUUACUUACUUAUUUUAUACGCGAUCAUUAAGAGAGAGAGAAAGAGAGAGUGGGAAGAGAAAGAAAACAUUGAUAUAAGAGAUGAUGGUAAAGAGAAAAUAUGUAUAUAUGUAUGUGUACAUGAGUGGACGGAGGAAAAUAGAAGAAACGAUGAAACGAUCGAACGAGAGAACGAACGAUGGAAAAUGAGCGAGAAAAAUGGAAAAGAAGCGGGAAUUCAAAUAAUUUUCGAUUCAAUUAUUUUUAUUUUUUCUUUUUCCUUUUUUUUUUUGCGUCACGAGAAAUAACAAAAAUAAAAUAUUUGAAAAUUCUUUCGAUGUGGUUCAAUAAUAAUUUAGUUUGAAUUUACUUACAUACACAUACAUGCCCGUUUAUUACGUUAUUAAUAAUAAUGAAAAAAUAAAAAGAAAACGAUUCAACUGUCGUGAGUACUUCGAAAUAUGAAAUAAAAAAAAUGUGAGAGAGAGAGAGAGAGAGAGAGAGAGAGAGAGAGAGAGAGAGAGAGAGAGAGAGAAUGCGAAACGAAUCGAUGGAUAUCAUUAAAACGUUUAAUAAAUUAUUAAAUAUAAGUUUGAUUCUAACUUGAUUUCUAAUUUUCUACGGUACUUAAACGAUAAUAGAAAAAUUAUAUAUUAAACGUCAAUAUAUCAUUAAGGUAUGUAUAUGUUAUACAUUUCGUAAAUAAAAAUAAAACGAAAUGUCGAUCAAUCUCGUUAGUAAAUAUAUUCGAUAUUUUGUAAUUUCUCAAUAUCUCCCUUCUCAUUGUUCGUUGAUUUCAUUAAUUGUUUCUUUUUCAUGUCCCAUUUAUUUAUCAUGACUAUACGAUAAAGAUAGAGGGACAUCCUGCUUGAUUUGACAAAUAUAACGACUCGUCUCUUUCACAUAUACCGUAGAACAAAUCGCAUACAUAAAAUAUAAUGUCCAAAAACAGCACGGUAAGAAUUUUAGAAUUUGACGUAUGAGCAGUUUCGUCGUAAAAAGCAAAAACUUAUACAUACAUAUAAUAUAGUAUAUGUAUAUGUAUACACAUAACCAAUUUAUUUUUGCAUACCUCCAAG
This is a messenger RNA of Apis laboriosa (Himalayan honeybee), 2495 nucleotides long. It is a transcript of the gene Qbp-1, whose product is annotated as neuroparsin-A-like. The record is from RefSeq and is a predicted model, not a curated record. The transcript is spliced from 4 exons. Lineage: Eukaryota; Metazoa; Arthropoda; Insecta; Hymenoptera; Apidae. Bases 808 to 1209 code for a protein of 133 amino acids.